AUUGUUGUAGCUCUCAAAUGAUUACUUACAUUAGCGAUUUUAACUUUAUUUGACGGUCUAUAUACGGUUUGUGUUAGAGAAUCUUUUGAUGAUGUAGAAAAUAUAAAAUGUAAAAUUGACGAGGACGAUAAUAAAAGGCGCGUCACAGUGCCACAGCUAUAUCCCGUUUCCCAGAUAAAAUUUUGUUACAAGCUAGUUUCCCUAACGUUGCCAUUAAGUUAUAAAAACGUUAUUUGUGAAUGUUCUAGGAAUGUUCAAAACGUCCAGUUUUUUAGACGUUGUAUUAACAUUCUUGCUUGGUUCUAAGAACGUUAUUAAAAACGUUAUUAGAACGUUCUAUUUCCUUGUUAUAUAAACGCUGUCUUAAUGCUUUUAUGAGGUUAUAAAAACGUUCUUCAAAACAUUACUAGAACGUUCCAUUCACAUGUUAUAUACAGGUGAAUCUCAAAAAAUUCAAAGAUAGUGGAAAAGUUAAUUUCUUUUAAGUAAUUUAAUUCAAGAAGUGGAACUUUCAUAUUUUCUAGAUUCAUUACACAUAAAGUGGAAAUAUUUCAUGCCUUUAAAAUUUUUAAAAAAUUUUUUUAUAUAAAUCUUGACUAUUACGGCUUACAGCUCGUGGAAAUAAAAAAUCCAGUAUCUCAAAAUAUUACAAUAAAGAAUUUAUAAUACAGAAAUGUCGACCUGCUUAUCUUAACCAACUGGUGUCUUCAGUGCCCAAAUGCUUAAGUGUUAUUAAUAGAUAUAAUAUAUCUAUAUAUCUUAUAUAUUUAUAAUAUAAAAGUGAUGUUACACAGUGGUAAACAGUCAACUGUCCCAACAUUUUGGAGUGUGUUGCAGUCCAUAAACAUGGUUACAUAAAAACCACGACUUGGUGGCGCUCAAGCACAAAACUGUCUUGCGGAACACACAUAGAUACCUGAAGAUGAAGAAGACAGAGAAAUGCAAGCAAAUAUUCUAAGUGAUCCAUUUAUUUCUUUCAGUGUUGCUUUCUAUACGAAAUAACAUUAUUUGUUUAUUUGUCUCUUCCUGCAAAUGUUUCACAUCUAUGCUCAAUAGUAAUCUGCUGCUUGAUAGACCAUUGUCUUUAUUUUCCACCUGGCAUAUAUCUGCAUUUCUCCAGACCAUGGUUCACAUACUGCCAAGCAACUUCUCUUGCUGAUUUGAGCAACUGCAUUAGCCAUGAAGGUCACUGUAUGUGAAAUAUCUAUAGCAUCUAAACCUGAGUGCACAUUCUACCUCAAGUUAGAAUGGGCCAAAGACCUGGGAGCUGGUUUUGUUGUUCUGCUCUGUGAUGGUGCCUCUGCUUGGAGUGGUGAAGUAUCAGAGGAGGAUGUCAGCAAGGAGGCCCAGGAGUUGGAGAUGCCAAGAGAGAGGUAUGUUCAUGACCUGCAGCUGAUUCUGUCUGGUGAGGGACAAGCAGACCAGAGCUACAGCUUUCGCCUGGCACCUAAGCAAUCCGGAAGCCCGAUGUUACAGCUAUCUUAUGAGAAAGUGCAGCGUGACAUGUCGUUCAGGUUUGGAAUGGUGGAACUGCUACCUGUGUCAGAGCCCACUAAAGUCAUAAAGGAACUCAUUAGUUAUGGCUUAGAGCGCAGUGCUCACCUGCAAGCCAAGAAACACAUCGUGCUCAAGCAGAACCAGAGAUUGAUUAAUGAACAGGAACACAUCACUACAGAAAUGAAGAGAUAUAUCAAAGAAAAGGAGAUAUUGGAGAGCGAGCUGUACAACCGCUUUGUGCUGGUCCUUAAUGAGAAGAAGGCCAAGAUCCGCACUUUACAGGAGAGGAUCAAACAGCUACAGAAUACUAUACAAGACAAAAAGGAUAGAUGGAAGAAAGGUGAAGCCUGUCAUGGAGGAAAUGAACAUGCAGAUGAGAAACUUGAAAAUAGUGACUAUGGAAACACCACAGAUGAGGAAGAGGAUGGGCAUCCAAAAACUCGGAAUCUGAAACCCAGCAAUCAAGUGCUGGCAAGCAACCCAAUGGAUGGUCUAAAUGACAUUGCGGAUGUGGCACCAAGCAGAAAACGGCGUCGGCAUGUUAUUCAACCCUUGGAAACCCCAUCAAAAGGACCAGCUCUGGAGCAGAGACAGACCUUAAGGAAUGAUCUGCAUGAAGAAGCCAAAGCAGAAGUGAGUAAAGUUCUAUUUCAGCAGCCUACACCAAUCAGCCCAGAUCCGGAUGACCUGUUUGAUGACAUCUAACUGCCUUUGAUGUUGCUGAACAUCCCAAUAAAGAUUUUAGCAUUUGUAUUUGUCAUAAAAACCAGAGUUGCUUGUAUGUUUGUAUGUACGUGUUCUAUGUUUAUUGAAUUCUUAAAAAGA
Ictalurus furcatus (blue catfish) is the source of this 2322-nucleotide messenger RNA. It is a transcript of the gene xrcc4, whose product is annotated as X-ray repair complementing defective repair in Chinese hamster cells 4. Bases 1180 to 2202 code for a protein of 340 amino acids. The transcript is spliced from 9 exons. NCBI's taxonomy places the organism in Eukaryota, Metazoa, Chordata, Actinopteri, Siluriformes, Ictaluridae. Gene Ontology annotation, cellular component: DNA-dependent protein kinase-DNA ligase 4 complex; nucleus; DNA ligase IV complex. The record is from RefSeq and is a predicted model, not a curated record. Gene Ontology annotation, molecular function: DNA binding. Gene Ontology annotation, biological process: response to X-ray; double-strand break repair via nonhomologous end joining; immunoglobulin V(D)J recombination.